Messenger RNA from Agelaius phoeniceus (red-winged blackbird), 7544 nucleotides. RefSeq names its product lysozyme g-like. The record is from RefSeq and is a predicted model, not a curated record. NCBI's taxonomy places the organism in Eukaryota, Metazoa, Chordata, Aves, Passeriformes, Icteridae. Gene Ontology annotation, biological process: peptidoglycan catabolic process. Gene Ontology annotation, molecular function: lysozyme activity.
AGCUGGGUAAAGCUUGAGUAAAUAACCCCAUUCAAUACUCUUGGAAGGGUCUAAAACUCAGUUUGAGAACAGAGAGAGGAUAAUGCUGCUGCAGACUGGAUAGGUCAGAAGAGCUGGGCCUGAGUCUGGCUCCUGACCCAAACUUGUGGGCCUGGUAAUAGGAAUGUUCACAUUUAGCCUUUCAAAUAACCAUUUUGGAGGUGUCAGAGUACUUUUCUUCCAGCUGCCACCAUUGCUGAUGCAGAAGUGAUGUUCCUGGCAGUCCUUGCCUGGCAGCAAGGGGCAGUGCUGUCCCUGUGCCUGGGCUGCCAGGCAGGGUCAACACAGGCAGCACGAGAGCUGGAUUGGAGACAGCUUUUGCCAGCAGAGCACUUUUAACACUUUGCCCCUUGUCUUGCCAGUCCCUCAUCUGCUUACCAUCAUGGCAAGGGCUCUGCAUGAUUAACAUACAUUACAAGCAAACUAGUUUAAUCACCUCUGGAGACCAGAGGGAAUCCUAUGUUGUCUCAAAUGUCACUGAUUUCUUUUUUAAGACUACCAUAAACAGUUCAGUGUUGAGCAACACAGAUAUUGAAAUUAGUCUUUAAUGAAUUCUGCACUAUAUUAAUAUAAUUUUACUAAAAUAAUUACUUUGUAAUACAAACUUAUGAAAUAUAUCACAUGGUUGUCUACUUAACAUUACUUAUGUAAAAUUCAUAGGAUGAAGCCUUUGGUGCAUUAUGUUAUGUAAACCUAUGUUACAUAAACCUCUUAUGUAAAGCCUAUGAAUGAAUUUUCGGUAGAUCAGUAUAAAUUUCACAUGAGGCAGGGAAUCUCAUUGCUGCCUAUGUGUACAAAGCUAGGGCUUGAGUUCCAAGGGUGAACAAGAGUGGAGCUUUCUUUGGUUGCCUUCAUGUCAUCCUCAAUUGCUGCCAGCAAGCUCCUUGUCACCACUAUUGGUGCUGCCAACCCUGCAGAUCUCUGAGCUCCUGAGGAGUCCAAUUUGAAGCUAUGAAGCUGCUGCUUCAUGUUGUGGUAGCAACACCCAAGGGCCUGCAGACCUGCCUGCUGAGUUGUGCAGCAUCACCACAAAGGAUUAUUUAUAUUUUAAAGUCUAUUUAAAAUUCCAAGUUAUGGAAACUCCAUAUUUUGUUCCAAAUUUUGUUUUAGGGUAUCAGCACUUUUCAGCAAAUACAGAAAAUCGCUGCAGCUGUUAGGUGAAACUUGAUGAAAUGGUAGGAAGGAGCAAAUAAACAAGGAAAGUUUAACAGCAAGAUUUGAGCAAAAGGUUUCCUGACAAAUAAUGAGUUCAGAUUGUUGUUCCUCUCUGAUCUUUUUCUGGUCACCUCUGUCCAUGUUGCUGGAAGCUCCUUCUCUGCCUGAUGUAGACAGAGCAGCCGCAGUCGCACUCUUGGUCACCCUUUUGACCCAUGGCCUAUUGAAAAAAACCCAAAACAACAGACACCUUGCAAAGCAAAUUAUCUAGUACCAAGUAACAUAUCAGAAAAAGCAGAAGCACAGGCAAGGAAAGAGAAAAGCCACAUCAAAGGGGAAAGAAGGUUCCAGGGAAUCAAAGACCAAGACACCUGCCUGAAACAUUGAGGAAGGUGCUAGAAUAAAGGAUUGAAUGGUUCCUUCAAGAGAUCCUGUGGGACAACAAAGCAGCAAGAAACUGUCAGGAGGGUGCUAGCAGCCUGGCUUGGCAGGGAAAAACCAUCUCAGAUCAAUUAAAAUCUUUAUCUAACUGGGUAAGUGGCCAAGAGAGAAGCCAUGGUUGUGCCAUACCAUGAGGGUGAUAAUGCUUUCAGCAGAAAUAUGAAGUACCCUCAUAUGUGAAGGGCUUUAAAAUAAGUGGAAAAAGCACUAGUUAGCAGCAGCCUCUGGCCAAACUCAUGAGAUUUUGAAGUGGAGAUACAUGAGUCUGUCCUACAGCAGUUUCUCUGAAAUUUGCAGUCAGAAAAUGAAUGGAGGAUGUGAGCUAUCUAACCAUGGGCUACAUGGAAAGGGAACAUGAACACUUCCAUUGUGGUUAGAAACUGUGAAAGCCUGUUAGGAACAAAACACAGGAAUCAAUUAAACACAGGUGCAAAACACUCAACAAGGUCAAGCAGCAGUGUACCAGGUGGGCAACCAUUCCACAGAAAGGGCUGGGGAUCCUGGUGGGAAGCAAAGUUGAUGCCAAAGACAGAAGAAAUCAAAAAGAAGGAAUAUCUCAUUUGUGAGGUUAUCUUUGUUACAGCACUGUGUGUGAAGAACCUGAGGUAACUCUUCUCUCAGCUAUUCAGCUGUCAGUCAGUGAGGCUUGGCAACAGUGCUUGAGACUGUUGCACCAACAAAAAUAUGCGCAGGACAAUCACAACCCUGAUGGAAAGUACAGCCUGUGGAAAUAAGGAAUUAGAUCUUCCCCUCGACCCAAAAAAAAAAAAAAAGAGAGAGAGAGAGAGAAAGCACAUAGUUAUGAUUUUCUAAUAUACAAAAGAAACUAAGGGCAAGGACCUACUAGCUUCCAUUCCCCUUGAGGGUAAGACAAAUAGCAGUGAGUUUAGCAGCAGAUUUGUUGGAUACUUCAAAAAAACCUUUCAGGAUAGUGAAGCAAUGCAGCAUUUCGUAGGUGUUUUAAACAACAUUCAAGAUCAACACGUAAAAGUUGCCGUACAUCAUAUAUAAUCACAAAAUGGUUUGAGUUUGAAAGGACCUUAAAGGUCACCAAGUUCCAACUCCCCUUCCAUAGGUAGGAACACUUCCCAUUAGAUCAGAUUGCUCAGGGCUCCAUCCAACCUGGGCUUGAACACUUCCAAAGAUGGGGCAUCCACAGCUUCUCUGGACAACUUAUUCCAGGGCCUCACCACACUCACAGUAAAGAAUUUCUUCCUAAUAUCUAAUCUAAACCUGCUCUCUUUGCAGUCACAUUUUGCAGAGAGGGGAAUGCAAUAGUUGUUGUUUAAGGACCUUUCCAAGUUAACACUGCUGAAUCAGAAUCAGCAGUCAGCAAAUGGAAAACAAAUUGUAGACAGGGAAGAAAAACCUUCUUUGUUGGGGUCCUGUGAUUUGGUUUUACAACUGAUGUUACUACUGGGAAAUUUAUUUAAAUGUGCUUCCUACAGUAAAGAGCAAGUGUGAGGUGGAGUCUUUCUCUCUCAUCAACUUGUUAAGCUGCAGGUGGCAUGGGCUGAUCCCUCCGUGGCUCAGGCAGGGAUCUGCCUGGAGACUGGAGCUGCAGUGACUGGUUUUCAUAGAAACCAGGCAGAGGGACCAAUUAAACCACCUCUUUCAGCAGUAACUGAAGCAGCAGGAAAACAUUGUCAAAACCAAGUCCCUGUUGGGUCAGAGCCCUGAGCUACGUGGGAGAGCAGAUUGUUCUGAUGGCUGAUUCCAAAUGCUGCAGCUGGAUCUGUUUGAGCCACGUGUCCAUGUCUAUCUCCCUGAGAUAUGCAGAAAACAAAGGGAAACACCAGCACAUGAAGGCAGUGCUGAACAACUGUGUUUGUUCUGCUUUGUUACUCAUUGCAAAACCGGGCUGGGAUUUUCUAGCCAGGACAGACACCAGCUCUUACACUGCCCAGGACUGGCACCAGCCUGCGGUCCCAGGGACUCCUGUGGAGCUGGUGCUGCAGCUGGGGGUAACUGUUUCUAAUGCUGGCCUCAGGUUAUCUAAUUGCCUUCCUGGAAACUGAAUACUCCCAUAUUGCAUGCACAUGGCCUGCUUUUUCCCAUUUCAGUGUUAAAAGAGAUCACAUUGUAGGAUUGCAACCUCGGAGUAGUUUCCCACCAACAUCCCUCAAACAAAAUCCUGUUGUCAUCUUGUUGUGAAGCUCCCAUACCUUCUUGGUGAUUUCUCAUGGGCAUCUCCUUGCAGCCCUGACUCCUUCUUCUUCACAGCACAACCAACAAAACCCCAGCCCUCUCCUCACCUAGCUAGCCCAGUCUUUUGUAGCACUCAUCUUAUUGGACACAGCUGUGGCCUAUUAGGGGCAGGCCUGUUCCUAAUCUUUGGUGAUUAGUACAGCUGCAACUCCUCAGGGGUGAGACUACCUUCUGCACUAUCUUUAUUUUCUUACAUUCUCUCCCUCCACAAAAUCCUUGUGCCUCUCUCUAGCAUUUGUUUCUGUGGGUUCCUCAACCAGCUCAUCCUAGAAGCCAGGAUUUAUUGCAACCAAAAAUUCUGCUUCUGCACCUCAUCCUGAUGAGGCACUGAUCCAGCCAGGGUGCAGGCUCCCACUCAUGCCACCGUCCCACAUUUACUGCUCCUCUGGCCUCACUGACCACUCUCACAGAACUCAAAAAGGAUAGUACAGUCCUACUACAGCAUUUUUAUCAGUAGAUACUGGGAUUUCCACCCACAGGUUUUUAGGGUACUUCUCUUUUCCUGUAAUAUUUUUAUGCUAUAACAUUUUUAUCCUUCACACAGAGCACCACUCUAUAUACAGCAUCACACUUCCACAUCCUACUCAGUGGUUCCUGUGAGGCUGGCAGUGCUGUAUCUCAUUGGUUUUUUAGCCUCCACCAAGACUCUAAGACACCUUCUAUAUCAGGGUUGUAAUUUGGUCCAGGCAUUUGGGUUCUGGCUUGAUUUUGAAGUCUCUAGCAACUGUACAAAAACACCUGCAAGUUUGUCUUUGCUUUGUUGCUUAAUAUUGCACGUGCCAAAUCCUUGCCAUUGUAUUCUAUUUUGUCUUUCUCACCUAUUGUGAUUGUGCUGUUUAUUUCCCUCAUGUUUUUUUCAGAGGCAAACUGAACAUCAGCCUUGUUCACCUUGCAGAUCACAUGAGUUCAAACUGGAUACUCCUCUGUAUUGGUCAGCUUUCCCCUGCUUCUAGUGGAAAUGUUGCUCUAAAAGCAAUUUCCAGCGACACUGGUUGUCUAUGCUACAGCUCAGCAUAGAUAUCCAUGUUUUGCCAGUUCCUCACAUGUCUCACCCAUCUACAAAUCCCUGCAUUUCCCUAUGAGGCCAUCUUGCAGCCUCAGGACACAGACCUUCUCCCAGCAUCCAGAGCACUGUGCCUUCCUAACACAGGCUGGGUAACCUCCCACAGCUCAAAUGGGCUUGAUUGCCUUGGGAAGCUUGUGUCAGCCUAGUUUCUCCCCUGAAAGCAUAACUAGGAUCACUCAUUUCUUACCCACCUCUUAUUAAGCUAAUUAGCAAUUAGAAGAAAUGUUCAAGAACACGAAAAAACCCACUCAGGGAGGAUAUGGCUGACCUGAGACUCUACUGCUGCAGCCCUCAGUCUUCCACAAGCACUCAAUUUCCAAGAACUGGAAAGGUUUCUUGUUCCAAAGCAGGCAAGGAGAAAUUUGACUCAUUUUUGUCCUUUAAAUCACGUUUUAUUUUAUUAAUUUCCUGCUUAUUCAGCCACCCCUUAGCUGAUUCAGAUCAAGAAACUAACAAAGUUUUUAAAGAGUUUGGGUGUGUGCAUAGUUACAGAAACCAGGUUUAUAGAUUCCUGCCAUAAUAAUAAAAAUCCUGGCAGCAAAUUUUUGUAUCAUUCCUCUAGAAAUUAAGACAAACUCUAAAAAGGCACAGCUGCAUGCCUGAUGCCAUAAAUGCCAUAAUACAGGACCAGAUUAUCCCACAGAUGUUUGCCCUGAACCACUUAAUUGCCAGAGGCAAUUUUUCCUUCCUGCCAGACACAUGAGAGAAGAGUGAAGAGUAGUUGAUACUAGAUCUGGUCCAGUGCCCUGCAGCCUGGCUUCUGGGUAAACAAAAUUGUCCCUGCCCUGAGACUCUUGUGAUCAAUAAAGAGCUGCUUGCUAAUGGAUCAUGGAUACUGAUAUUGAAUGGAUCACUGUGGCCCUUGUUAUAUGUACUACAGGUGGAUGUCCUACACUUACCACAUGCACAACAUAUUUCAGUAGUAGAGCUGUCAGGUUGCUCUAGAUGGAGGCUGAAGAGCUGAGUAUAAAUAAAGACCCAGGGAAUUCAGGUGAAACUGUCCAGGUGUGGCAAAGGAGGUUUGUAUAGAGAAUAUGGGCAGGGAAUAAAGUUGUUCAUCAAUUACUGUGAUGCAGAGAGAGCAAACUAGUACAUCCUUUAUGUUUCUGCCCCAGAAAUAAGGGAAUAGUAGCACAGGCCAUUUGGAGAUUACUGGUUUGUGAAUCACCUUUAGUGCUUUUUGAAUUUUUUUAAAUGUCACUUGUUUUGAGCCACAUCUGUUCUAUUCUCCUUCCUGUCAGAUGCAUUCCUCUUUCAACCUUCUUUACACUCAGUCAUAAUUGUGAACUUGAAGAGCCCCAUGCAUGAGCUGCUGUGACUGUGCAGCUGAUUCUCUAUGGGAAGUAUCAACAGCACAGCAAAAACUUACAGAAUCUCUCAGUGCAAUGACACGGGACAAAUUCCCCGGAUAAAAAUGUAAAAGAGCUGCUGAAAGAGCAAAACGGCAUUUCACACCCUCAAAAUCUGCCGUGGGGGAGAAGCGGGUCGGGAUGGAUUGUGCCGCGGGAGUUCUGCCAUCCAGCGGCUGUUUUCCUUACUGCGGCACAGCUACAGUAGCUUGGAAACCCACACCGCCUGCUAAUUUGGAGCUGUUGACCUUUGUUGUUCCUGUGCAAGAGGGGAUAACAACAGGGGCCUGGCGUAGUCUCUGCAUAUCUGAAUGCUGAGCAGUUGCAGCUCUGGUCAUGUUAUUGUUCCUGGAUCUUUGCCUGCAAAAAUGUCAUUAAAUCCAGAAGCCCAUUUUCCCAUUGUCAGCAUGUUACUUCUUCCAAGAACUCAACUGGAGCAGCAGUUUUUAGACAAGGCUCCUCCUAGUUCCUCCACGGUUCCUAGUAAUGGGACUUAAAAUUAAAUUAAAAGCUAUUUCAUUUUUAAAAUUCUAAUUGUGUUUUUGCUGUAGAACAGAACCCCUGUUGUGUUUGGGAGGAUGCACAAGUUGUUAGGUGUUUCUGUUUCUUGUAAGACCAGUGGGGGUGGGAAGUGCUCUGAGCCAGCUGUUCCAGAACACUGCCAGCAGAUACAAAGCCCAUUUGUCUCCAGGAAGUGGAUUGAGAAUGUGGGGAGACAUCCUACAGCAAACAUGUCAGGCUGUUCAGAGUGUUAUGGGAACAUAUUGAAUGUUGACACAACUGGAGCUCUGGGGACAACUGUGAAAGCAGAUGGUGUGAGCUGUAAGUUCCUGCCUCAGAGAAGACAGCAGAAGAACAUGGAGAAAUACCAGGCCAAGAUGGCAAAAGCUGGCAAUGGUGAGGGUCUUGCUCCAGCUUUGAUUGAUUGCUGGUGUUUUCUUUCAAGGGCUGGGACAGAACUGAAGGAUGGCCUGGGUGACCAUGGGAAUGCAUUUGGCUUAAUACAGGCUGGCAAACAGCACCAUAAGAUUGGCAAGCCAUGGAACACUGAAGAGCACCUAGGACAAGACACAGAGAUUUUAUACAGGAUGAUAAAUCCAGAAAAAAAAUCUCUAUCUUGGACAGAGGUACAGCACCUCAGAGGUGGGAUCUCAGCCUAUAAUGCAGGCGUUAACUCUGUCCAGACUUACGACAAAAUGGGUAUUGGUAAAAUACACAACUAUGCCAGUGAUGGGGAUGUGAGACCCAGGUUUUAUAAGAAAAAUGGAAUUGAGAUCUCUGAGUAA